Molecule: messenger RNA, 1557 nt
Organism: Medicago truncatula (barrel medic)
Lineage: Eukaryota; Viridiplantae; Streptophyta; Magnoliopsida; Fabales; Fabaceae
Product: porphobilinogen deaminase, chloroplastic
Exons: 5
Coding region: 123-1232 (369 amino acids)
Biological process (GO): heme biosynthetic process
Cellular component (GO): cytoplasm
Molecular function (GO): hydroxymethylbilane synthase activity
Source: RefSeq, a predicted model, not a curated record
CUUAGAGAUCUUGUCAAAACAAAAAAUACAGCUCUAUCUAUCUUUGAGAUCAUAUCAUAUCACAAUUCAUAUUUCAAUCAAACCAAAUUAACUUCUUCAGUGAACUCCUUCACAUUCUUCAAAUGGAGAUGACCCUUUCUUCCUCUUCUGCAUUCUCUCUUCCUUCUACACCUUCCAAUCCUUCGCUUUUCCUUCUCAGUUCAUCUUGCCCCUUCGCAUCUUUCAAAAUCCCACCUUUUUCCAAAUGUCGCAUCAGAGCUUCUGUUGCUGUUGAGCAACAGACGCAACAAACCAAAACUGCGAUUAUUAGAAUUGGUACUAGAGGAAGUCCACUAGCUUUGGCUCAGGCACACGAGACUAGAGACAAACUCAUUGCAUCACAUACAGAGUUAGCCGAAGAAGGGGCUAUUCAGAUUGUGAUAAUAAAAACUACCGGUGAUAAAAUACUAUCGCAACCGCUUGCAGACAUAGGUGGGAAGGGUUUGUUUACUAAAGAAAUAGAUGAGGCACUCAUAAAUGGGGACAUUGAUAUUGCAGUUCACUCAAUGAAAGACGUUCCUACCUAUUUGCCCGAGAAAACAAUUUUGCCAUGUAACCUUCCACGAGAGGAUGUUAGAGAUGCGUUUAUAUCUUUAAGUGCAGCUUCACUAGCUGAUCUACCGGCUGGAAGUGUUAUUGGUACCGCAUCACUUAGACGAAAAUCGCAAAUCCUCCACAGAUAUCCAUCUCUAAGUGUGCAAGAUAAUUUCCGUGGAAAUGUGCAAACAAGGCUUAGAAAACUAAGUGAGGGGGUUGUCAAAGCUACCUUAUUGGCUCUAGCUGGACUGAAACGAUUAAAUAUGACAGAAAAUGUUACUUCAACACUGUCAAUUGAUGAUAUGCUUCCAGCUGUUGCGCAAGGUGCAAUUGGAAUAGCCUGUAGAAGCAAUGAUGAUAAAAUGGCAGAAUAUCUUGCUUCGCUGAAUCAUGAAGAAACAAGAUUAGCAAUUUCCUGUGAAAGAGCCUUCCUUACGACUUUGGAUGGUUCUUGCCGAACGCCUAUUGCGGGGUAUGCUAGCAGAGACAAGGAUGGAAAUUGCUUGUUUAGAGGAUUAGUUGCUUCCCCCGAUGGAACCCGUGUGCUUGAAACUUCCAGAAUCGGUCCUUAUGCUUAUGAAGAUAUGAUGAAGAUGGGUAGGGAUGCGGGUGAGGAGCUUCUUUCUCGAGCUGGACCUGGUUUUUUCAAUAGUUAAUAACCUAGAUUAUAAGUUUCAACACUCAAUCGGUAACACAGGUAUGGUAGGUUGUAUUAUCAGAGCUUUUAAAAUGGGUGCCUUCCUAGUUUGUUAUUCUUUUUCAACUGAACUCCUUAUCAGGAUCAAAUUGUUGUAUUUUAUUAGGUGAUUGGAAAGCCAAAUUUUUGUAAUAUUUAUUGUUCCUGCAAUAGUGAAGUUUUAGAGUUCCUGCUUAACACAGAAAUUUCAAUAGGUGAUUCUGGACUCUGGUUCAAGAAAGCAACAAUUAAAAUAUAUGUUGGUGUUUUUUUCUGUAUAAUGUCAAAAAAUGUUGUAUUGUUAA